GAUCUUGUGGAUGGCCUGCUGUACACAUUCUACAUGCCCUUCGCCUCCCCUGGCCUACUUGUGCCCCUUCAGGUCUUUCUCGCCCGGGUAGAAAAUCCGUUGCCUGUGACGUCAGGGUUGGUAGUGGAGGUCGCGUGGCUCCUCGUCCGCCUCGUCUUCUGGUUCUUCUUCAACGGCUUCCUCCUGCACUUCCUGUACUUCGCCUCCCUGAAGAGCGCCGAUGCGGACGUUUUGCAUCGCCUGGACAAGUGGACCUUGGCAGGUGUGCUGUACCUCCUGGGACAGUUCAUGACCUGCAAGUACGCCGUCAUCUACGGUCUGCCCUACCUGCAGGCCCGACUGGACGGCAUGUGGGCCCCCACACCCCCCGCCUGCAUCGCCUACGUCUACCACUACUCCGACAUGUGGAGGUACUUCGACAGUGGGAUGCACGCUUGUUUGAAGAGGUACCUUUACCGCCCUCUGAAAGGCUCCAAGACAGGCCUGGUGCGCCACCUGGGGGCCAUGUUCAUGUGCUUUGUCUUCAUCAGCUUCUGGCAUGGCGCCACCCACCAAGUGGUGAUGUGGGCCGGGGUGAACUGCCUGGUUGACAUGCUGCACAUGGGGGCCGUCCACCUGGAGAGGACAUCUCUCGCAAAGAAGUAUUUGGUGAACCGUUUGUCACCUGUCGCCAUGCAGCGGGUCCGGGCUGCAGGUGCCUUGCCGCUACUACUCCUCUCGCUGAUGGUUCAAUCCUUCUUCCUGGGCGACACUGAGUUUGCCUCCGUCAUCGUCUUCAGACUUUACCUGAAAGCGGACUUCCUGCUCGUGGCGCCAGUCGUGUUGUACUGCUUCAUCCACAUGUCCAACCAUCUGCAACGACUGGGUUACACCAAGCUGACCAGCAGUGCCACGACAUUCACACCUGGUCCACGGCAGGACACGAAGACGAGUAGUCGGUGUCUCUGUGAACUGUGAUGACAGGUGCUAGACUUACCUGUUGACACAGGUGCUAGACUUACCUGUUGACACAGGUGCUAGACUUACCUGUGUUCUUGUCUGCUGACAUAGUGAAGAUGGUCUUCAGUUUGAAGGUGUCACGAUACGCUCAUACGUCAAGCAGUUGCUAUGGCAACCGACACUUACAGAUUGUACUGUCGGCAGUGCCUCUAAUGUCUGAUAAAAUCACUCAGUGCAAUUAGUUCAACCCUAAUGAUCGUGCGCAUGCGCCUUAAAAUGUGUCGUCUGCUGACCUCGCGGCUCAUGUUUACGUGUAAAAUAUUGUUUGCUUUUGCUGUUUACUUAUUUGCUAGUAAUAAGCUUGUUCAAUUGUAAUGUAAUUGGUUUUUGAGAUAAUUUCCUUGUGGAAGUGUAGUGUGUUCUAAAGGUGGUUCUUGUAAAUAAUUCAACAGAAUUCCCCGACCCCAGACAAAGCGCCUUGAAGCCCCCAGUACACACA
Pomacea canaliculata is the source of this 1438-nucleotide messenger RNA. Its product is annotated as protein-cysteine N-palmitoyltransferase HHAT-like. Lineage: Eukaryota; Metazoa; Mollusca; Gastropoda; Architaenioglossa; Ampullariidae. Gene Ontology annotation, biological process: protein palmitoylation. Gene Ontology annotation, molecular function: palmitoyltransferase activity. The transcript is spliced from 6 exons. The coding region runs from base 34 to 957 and encodes 307 amino acids. The record is from RefSeq and is a predicted model, not a curated record. Gene Ontology annotation, cellular component: endoplasmic reticulum.